AUACUCUCUCGUAACGUCUCCGGUAUAUAUUGAGCUAAUGACUAUGUUAAUUCAUCAGUUCAACCGCGGAAGUCAAAGAAGAAAGAACAACAUGUUAGCAAAAGUUUUGAUUCUUGCUAUCGCUGUUGCGGCGAUUUCUAGCCAGGAUCAUGCUUACAACCACAAACGACUUUUUCACCACGCCAAGGAACACAAGCAUCAGAGUUAUGAGCAUGCCCAUCCUUCGCUUAAGUUGAGAGCACCUCAAGAACCUGCGCCAAUUAGUGAAGAACACCAGCCUGAAAACGAAAGCCACGGAUAUGUGUAUGCUCAUGUGCCUGAGAGUCAUGGACACGUUUACGAACACGCGCCAGAAGGAUAUGCGCAUGCGUACGAACAUUCAUCGGAAGGACACGGACAUGCUUAUGAACACGUUCCCGAAGGACAUGGCCAUGCCUACGAACAUGCUGCCGAAGAACACGCACCUGAAGGACACGAACACGCCUAUGUCCAUGUGCCAGAAAGCCACGGUCAUGCUUAUUCAUCACAGAGCAUCGUGCACCAUCCUUCAGCGCAUCACGAAGAAUCUCACGAAAACAGAGACGAGCACGCGUCUCCUGUUUACCAGUAUGUACAGGAACAAAAUGAGGAAGCCCAUCACCCUGAACCUGCUCCCCACAAGUACCAUGCUGUACACUACCCUGCCCCUGCACAUCAUGAGGUUGUUUCCCACAAACCAGUGCCUAAACCCCAACCUCAGCACGCCUCAUCUCACGAAGGUUUCAGCUUCCACCGCGGAGUCCAGCUUCAUCAAGCCCCUGCCCACCACCAUGAGGAACCCCACGUACCCAUAUCCGAAGACGAACCCGUUGACUAUUACGCCUAUCCCAAGUACCAGUACGAGUACCAAGUAGAGGAUCCUCACACCGGUGACAACAAGUUCCAGCAUGAGAUCCGUGAUGGUGACAAUGUAAAGGGAGUGUACAGCUUGCACGAAGCCGACGGUUCCGUCAGAAUUGUUGAAUACAGUGCUGACAAGCAUAACGGAUUCAACGCGGUGGUGAAACACACGGCUCCCGGCCAACACGUCCAUAUCGAAAGCCAUCAUCAAAACUAAACUUCGAAGACUGAUGUUGGAUUUUUAUUAAUUUCGUGCCUAUAUAAAUAAUUAUUGUUGCCUGAUUGUUACUAGAUGUGUACGUAAUCCUUUAUUAUAAUAAAGCUUAUUUAUUAAAAUUGAAUUUUGAAAAA
This is a messenger RNA of Manduca sexta (tobacco hornworm), 1230 nucleotides long. RefSeq names its product histidine-rich glycoprotein (gene CPR123). The coding region runs from base 38 to 1096 and encodes 352 amino acids. The transcript is spliced from 4 exons. Gene Ontology annotation, cellular component: extracellular matrix. The record is from RefSeq and is a predicted model, not a curated record. Lineage: Eukaryota; Metazoa; Arthropoda; Insecta; Lepidoptera; Sphingidae.